GUGUGUGACCGGUUCACAAAGUCAUUUAAUAUAAAACUUUGGUCAUCAACCGAUUUCACGUAACAAUAAAAAUAAACCGUUUAAAUAAUUUUAAUGGAAAUUAAAAAUUACGUAUUACAUAUAGCUUACAAUAUAAAAAGACACUUGAUAAUAAAUAAUAUUAAUAAGCAAGUGAUACCAGUUUAAAAUUUAAAAACAAAUUUUAUUUUUUUGUCUUUUCGAAAUACAGAAAGGAUGAGUUUUAAAACAAGUAAUGAACCCUAAUUGAGUUUGAAGACAAUGACACUAUCUGAUAGAUGUCCGAGUGUGCCAAAUUUAUCACAAACACAAGCAACAUCAUUACCAAGAAAACGUGUGACACUUGAGCAAAGUUACAGUAGUCCAGGAAAUCAAACAACAACAUCAACAACAAAUCGUCGUUAUCAUCGUGCAAAUACAUCAAUUUUAUUAACAAGAUGGUUAUCAUCAUCAAAAAAAACAAACACAGUAGAUCCCGAAGCAAAUCAAGAAGUAACAUGGGACUCCGAAGAUUAUUGUAUGGAUUAUGGAAAAGCACCACCAGUAGAAGAACCACAUUGUUAUUCAAUGUGUAUGAGUGAAUCAUCAAUAACUGAUGAUAAUGAUGGUUCAUUUAUUGUUAGUCGUGAUAUUAUAAAUGGUUUAUUAUCAGAACAUAUGAGAUUACUUGGUGUAAGAAUACAAUUAAUUGAUGAUCUUGAAAAUGGAUUAUACAAUGAUAUUAAUAUAUUUUUAAAAUGUUUAGAAACAUGUAGAUCACAAGAAUUAAAUGUAUUAUUAUUAUAUGUAUCAUUUCUUGGACAUGAUAAUCUAAUAGCAUAUCUUCAUAAAGCUGGUGCUGAUUUAAAUCAUUGUGAAAAUGAAAGAAAUUUAACAGCAUUACAUUUAUGUGCAUUUUCAAAUAGUUUAAAUGGUGUAAAAUAUUUAUUAACAAAUGGUGCAACAAUUAAUUAUUCAAAAAUUCAUACACCAUAUCAUUAUGCAGCAUUUGGUAAUUCAUUAGAUGUUGCAAAAUAUUUUUUUGACAUUGGUAUGUGUCAAGAUUCACAACAAAAUGAUGAAACAGUUCUUCAUGCUGCAGCAAGAUCAAAUUCAUAUGAUGUAUUAAAUUUAUUAGCACCAAAUAAUUUAUCAAUAAAUCGUAUUGAUUCAUCUGGCUAUGCACCAAUUCAUCAUAUUGCUGAUGGUGGUGAUUCAUUAUGUAUGACAAUAUUAUUAGAAUGUGGUGCAAAUGUAAAUUUAUUAAGUAAAAAAGGUGAUAGUGCAUUACAUAUUGCUGCUGAAGCUGGUUGUACUGAUAAUUUAGAAUUAUUAUUAAAAAAUGGUGGAAAUUCAAGUAUAAAAAAUCAUCGUGGACAAACAGCACUUCAUUUAGCAUCACGUACACAUUCAUUAGAAUGUAUUGAAGCAUUAUUACGUAAUGGUAAAAUUAAUCCAAAUGAUAUUGAUAAUGAUGGACGUACAGCAUUACAUUUAGCACUUGGUAGAUCAUUAUUAACAUAUGAUGUUACUGAAUUAUUAAUUGAUUGGCGUGCUGAUGUUAAUAUAGCUGAUAAAUAUGGCUAUACACCAUUACAUGUGGCAGCUUUGAAUGAAUUAUCACAAUGUGUUGAUAUAUUAAUACAACAUGGUGCUGAUUUAAGUGCUAGAACAAAAGGUGGUACAACAGCAUUAUCAAUAAUAUUACGUAAAACACCAACGUCAUUAAGUAUAUUUAAACAACGUUUAGAUUCAUCAAUAACUUUACAUCAACAAAGUUCAGCUGCUGGUGAAAUGGAAUUACGUUUAGAUUUUCAUCCAUUAUUACAACAUCGUGGACAAGGUGAAAUUGGUUAUCUUGGUACAUUUGUUAAAGAAGGAUAUAAAGAAGUAUUAGAACAUCCAUUAUGUCAAUCAUUUUUACAUUUAAAAUGGCAAAAAAUACGUAAAUAUUAUGUUGGACGUUUAUUUUUUUAUUUAUUUUAUGUUGUUGUUUUAACAUCAUGGGUUAUGACAGCAUUAGCACAUAAUUGUUAUAAUGAAUCACAUGGACAAAUUGAUGAUUCAAAUAAUCAUCCAUUAUGUGCAAAUUCAACUGGUUUAAAAGGUUUUUUUCAUCGUCAUCCAGAAGUAUUGGAAAUUGAAUGGUAUGCAUUAGUUGUAUUAACAAUAUUUGAAGGUAUGAGAAAAGCAACUGGUAUAUUAACAUAUCCAUCAAUAAGACAAUUUAUAACACAACCAGAAAAUAUUGUUGAAUGGUGUGUUAUAUUAAGUGUAUUUGCAACAUCAUUUGUUUAUACUGGUAGAACAUAUACAUGGCAAAGUCAUGUUGGUGCAUUUGCUGUAUUAUGUGGAUGGAGUAAUUUAAUGCUUAUGAUUGGACAAUUACCAAUGUUUGGUGCAUAUGUUGCUAUGUUUACAAGUGUACAAGCACAAGUAUUUAAAUUAUUAUUAGCAUAUGCAUGUUUACUUGUUGGUUUUACAGCAAGUUUUUGUGUUAUAUUUCCACGUUCAAAAUCAUUUAGUUCACCUCAUACAGGAUUAAUUAAAGUACUUGUUAUGAUGACUGGUGAAUUAGAUUUUGAAGAAUUAUUUUUUCCUGGUGAAGAAGAUACUGGUAGACAUGUUGAUGUUGGUAGUACAAGUUGGAUAUUAUUACAAGUAUCAGCACAAUUAUCAUUUGUAUUAUUUUUAUUAUUUGUAACAAUUGUAUUGAUGAAUUUACUUGUUGGUAUUGCUGUACAUGAUAUAAAAGGUUUACAAAAAACAGCUGGUCUUGCUAAAUUAGUUAGACAAACAAAGCUAAUAUGUGAUGUUGAAAGUGCAUUAUUACUUGCAUUAUUACCACAUAAAUUAAUUAAAUUAUUAAGUUGGACAACGUUAGUAUUACCAUCACCAUUAAGAGCAAUAUUAACUGUUAGACCAUUAAAUCCAAGAGAAAAAAGAUUACCAAGAGAUGUUCUUGUUGCUGCACAUAGAGUUGCUAAAAAUAAAAAAUUUUUAUAUUUAAAUACAUUAUCAUCAAAACGUAGUAGUAAUGCAUUUACAUACAGAAGAAAAAGUGAACCACCAUCAUCAUUUAGAUAUGAUCAAUUUAAUUAUGAUCAUGAUAAAUUUAUUGAUUAUGAUUAUGAUAAUAAAGCUGGUAAUAAAUUACAAGAAAAAAUUAUUGAAUUAACUGAUAUUUGUGAAAGUAAUAGAAAACUCAUUGAUAAUCUUGUUAAAAUACUUUCAAAUGAUGAACGAUAUUUUUUUUUCAAACAAGAAGAAUUAUCAAAUAAUAAUAUUAAUAAUAUAAAUAACAAUAACAAUAGUAAUAGUUUUAGACAACGUAAUUAUUCAACAUCAUCAACAACAACAGCUGAUACAAUGAAAGAAAAAGAAGUGUUAUCAUCACGUUUAUCAUCAAUUUAUAAAUCAGCACGUCUUGCACGUCUUCAUGAAUUACCAGAUAAAGUUAUUGUAACUGAUCAAGUUGAAUCAACAAUUGAUAUGGAAAUUGAUGCUGGUGAACCACCACCAGUUGAUGAAUCAUUAUUUUUUGAUAAUCUUGAAUCAUUACGUAAUGUUGAUAUAAAUGGUACAACAUUAAAAAGUGCUAUGUGGUCGGUAUUUAGUAUGACAGAAAUUAAAAAAUUAUUAAAAAUGGAACGUAAUGAUUUUAAUGAUAAUUUUUUUAAUAAUAAUAAUAAUUUUGAUGAUAGAUUUAAAAAUAUAGCAUAUGUAUGGGCAUGUUUUCGUGGUUUAGAUCAUUUAUUAACAAAACUAGAAUUACAUGGUGCUAAAAUUGAUUAUGUUGAACCAUGUACUGGUAUUAAUGCAAUACUUGCUGCAUCAUUAUCUGGUAAUAUAGCAUGUUUACGUCAUUUAAUUGAUAAAAAUAUUGAUGUUAAUUAUGUUAGUAUUAAUAAUAAUUAUACACCAUUACAUUUUGCUGCAUUUGGUAAUUCAAGAGAUGCUGCUGAGCUGCUAUUAAAUAGUGGAGCAAAAUUAAUAUUAAAUAAUAAUGAUGUUGAGCCAAUAAUACAUUGUGCAAUACGUGCAAAAUCAUUAGAUGUUGUUAUAUUAUUAUUAGAAAGAGGUGUAUCUGUUAAACAACGUAAUCAACAAGAACAAACACCAUUACAUGUUGCAUGUAUUGUACAAGAUAAAGCAUGUGUUGAAGCAUUAUUAAAUACAAAUGGUACUGAUAUUAAUGCUGUUGAUCGUUCAAAUAGAACACCAUUACAUUUUGCUGUUAUGACAAAUGGUUCAUCAUCUGAACUUGUUGAAUUAUUAUUAAAACAUCCAAUAAAUGUUAAUGCAAAAGAUAAAGUUGGUUUUACACCACUACAUAUUGCAGCAUUAAAUGAACAAUCACAAUGUGUUGAUGCAUUAAUAUGGUCAAAUGCUGAUAUUAGUGCAACAACAAGUACUGGUUUAUCAGCAUUAAAUAUUAUUCUACGUAAAAUACCAGAAUCAAUUAAUGUAUUUCGUCAACGUUUAGAUGCAUCAAUAACGCUAAAAAGACCAGUACCACAUAAUCGUGAAUUUGAAAUGAAAUUACAAUUUGAUUUAUUAUUUCCAAGUAAUAAUCCAUGUGAAACUAGUUUUAUAAAUACAUUUGUUAUUGAAAGAAGAAAAGAUUUACUAUCACAUCCACUUGUCAUGGCAUUUUUACAUUUAAAAUGGGAAAAAAUACGUAAAUUUUAUUUAAUGAGAAUAUUAUUAUAUGCUAUGACUGUUAUUUGUAUGACAACAUACAUAUUAACAGCGCUUGCAUAUAAAUGUUAUAAUAAUAGUAAUAAUAAUAGUAGUAAUAAUGAUUAUAUUAACAAUAAUAAUUUUAAUAUUAUUAAUACAACAACAAUAACAACAACAAUAAAAUCAUGUGGUAGUAAAAGAAUAACUGGUUUUUUAUUUCGUAAAACAGUUAUUGAAAUUGAAUGGUAUUUAUCAUUAUUUUUAACUUGUAUAACAAUACCACGUAAAAUAUUUGGUUUUAUGGUACAUAAAUCAGCAAAACAAUAUUUUUCAAAUAUUGAUAAUGUAUUAGAUGGUGUUGUUAUAUUAAGUGUAUUUAUGACAUCAUUUAUAUAUACUGGUAGGACAUAUGAUUGGCAAAAUUAUGUUGGUGCAUUUGCAAUAUUAUGUGCAUGGACAAAUUUAAUGUUAAUGGUUGGACAAUUACCAGCAUUUGGUACAUAUGUUGCAAUGUUUACACAUAUACAAUUUGAAUUUGCAAAAUUAUUAUUAGCAUAUUCUGGUUUAUUAAUUGGUUUUACAAUAAGUUUUUGUGUUAUAUUUGCUGGUGAGCCAUCAUUUGGUAAUCCAUUUACUGGUUUAAUUAAAGUAUUAGCAAUGAUGGCUGGUGAAUUAGAUUUUGAAGGUCUUAUUAAUCAACCAGAUCAAUUAAAUGAUGGUGGUCCAUUUGUUAUUUAUCAUCCAUUAUCAGUAUGUUCACAAAUAUUAUUUACAUUAUUUUUAGUAUUUGUAACUGUUAUAUUGAUGAAUUUACUUGUUGGUAUUGCUGUGCAUGAUAUACAAGGUUUAAGAAAUCAUGCUGGUUUAACAAAACUUGUUAGACAAACAAAGCUUAUAUUAUUUACUGAAAUGGUAUUAAAUAAUAAUGCAAUACCAUUUGCAUUUCGUAAAUGGAUGUCUGAUCAUGAUAUUGAUAUGGAAAAUCGUAAAAGAGUAUUAAUUGUUAAACCAUUAAAUCCAUUAGAAAAAAGAUUACCAAAAGAAAUUUUAAAAGCAGCAUAUGAUAUUGCUAAAAAAAAUGUACCAAUAUUAAAUGAUGAUGUUGUUAGUUUUAGUGAACAUGUUACAUGGAUGAAAAAACAAGAAUGUGCUAGUGAUUAUAAUAAUAGAGAUUUUGAUAAUACAUUUAAUCAAUUUUCAAUUGACAUUAAGGUCAAACAAGAAGGUCUUAGAAUUAUUAAGGAACAAAUGCUUGAUAAUAAUAGAAUGUUGACUGAUAUUUUAUCUAAAUUAAAUACAAAUGACAAUAAUCAUAUUGUUUAAUACAAAUUAU
Messenger RNA from Aphidius gifuensis, 6013 nucleotides. RefSeq lists its product as uncharacterized. Lineage: Eukaryota; Metazoa; Arthropoda; Insecta; Hymenoptera; Braconidae. The transcript is spliced from 4 exons. Gene Ontology annotation, biological process: transmembrane transport; monoatomic ion transport. Gene Ontology annotation, cellular component: membrane. The coding region runs from base 280 to 6003 and encodes 1907 amino acids. Gene Ontology annotation, molecular function: protein binding; monoatomic ion channel activity. The record is from RefSeq and is a predicted model, not a curated record.